AUGGAAGGGGUGGCAGGGAUGAUGAGGGGAUUGAAGCUGUCAGAGGAGGAGAAUAAAGGGGUUAAGAUCAAGGUUGCAUCAAAGGAGAAGGAGAAGGAUUGGGCGAUACAGGCGGUAGGGAAGGUCAUGUCAGAGCGGCUGGCCCAUCCUGAUGCAAUCUGCCUCACCCUGGGGAAGGUUUGGUGCCCGAUCAAGGGGAUCGACUUCAAGGAGAUCGGGGUAAAUCAAUUCCUGUUCACGUUCCACCAAGAGUCGGGGAAGAGGAAGGCUGUAGAAAAUGGGCCAUGGAUGUUUGAUAAAGACCUUGUAGUGGUAGAAGAUUAUGCGCCAAGGAAGAGGCCGGAGGACUAUGCUUUCAAUGAUAUCCCAAUCUGGGUUAGGGUUUUUAACCUUUCGCUAGGCAUGAUGAAUGAGGACUCUGUAGAGGAUAUUGGCAAUAUUAUUGGCAGGUUUGUGGAGGCGGACACUGGAUCAGAUGGGAGUGCCAUCGGUAGAUUCCUGCGGCUCAAAGUCAGGAUGAGGAUUGACAAGCCCAUUAUGAGAGGUCUUACCUUGGAGGAAGGGGAGCAGAAGGGGAAGAGGAACAAGGAUGUUACGACAGUGGGCAAUGGUGAUGAAGAGGAGGAAGGAGAUUGGUGUAGGUUUGAAUAUGAAUAUCUACCGGAUUUUUGCUUCACUUGUGGUGUUAUUGGACAUGGGGAUAAGGACUGUACGACCAAGCUGAAGAAGGGAGAACGACAACAGUAUGGUAGAUGGCUGAGAGCAGACCUGGGCCAGUGGAGAGGAGCGAUGGAGGAGGGGAGUUGGAGAUCUGGGACUAGGAGCUUGGGCAGUUCCCGCAACUAUGGCUACAGCCGGUCCGGUGAGGACGCCUCGGCAGCGAGAUCUGGCAAUCCUAAGAGGCUUGAGCUGCAGGAAGGUGCACGACCAAAGGGAGGGGAGACGAAGGAGAACGAAGAUAAAUCUAGUGCCCCACAAGCUAUCAUGAACAAGGAUAUAGUGAUGUCGGUGGAAGACAAGGGUACCGUGGACCAGGAGGAUAGUGGUGGUAAGCAGGAAGGGGAACAUAUACUGGCAGGUGAGAAGAUUAAGAGCCCGAUUGGGAAGCGCUAUAAGAAGAAAGGGAUGGACAAGGUGGAUGGGUCAGGGAACAAGGAGAGGGAAGCGGUCCUGGGUCUAAAAAGGGGGAGAGUCGAGGAGGAUGUAGAGAAGGCGGGGAAGAAGGGAAGGGCGGAGGAGACAAGUGUAGAGGCGACAAAUGAUGCAAAACCGGCCGGGCUGCUUGAGCAGCCCCGCCGAGCACAAUGA
Aegilops tauschii subsp. strangulata is the source of this 1308-nucleotide messenger RNA. NCBI's taxonomy places the organism in Eukaryota, Viridiplantae, Streptophyta, Magnoliopsida, Poales, Poaceae. The record is from RefSeq and is a predicted model, not a curated record.